Molecule: messenger RNA, 666 nt
Organism: Gossypium raimondii (Peruvian cotton)
Lineage: Eukaryota; Viridiplantae; Streptophyta; Magnoliopsida; Malvales; Malvaceae
Exons: 1
Coding region: 1-666 (221 amino acids)
Source: RefSeq, a predicted model, not a curated record
AUGACACCUUUUGAAGCAUUGUAUGGUAGAAAGUGUGGAACUCCUUUGUGUUGGAAGGAGUUGGAUGAGAGACGAGUUUUUGGACUGGAUUUAGUUAAUGAGACUGAGGAGAAGGAAAAGUUGAUUUAUGAUUGUUUGAAAGCAGCUCUAGUUAGGCAAAAAUCGUAUGCAAAUUUGAAGCAUCGAGAUAUCAAAUUUGAAGUUGGUGAAAGGGUAUUUUUGAAGGUUUCACAGUGGAAAAAAGUUGUAAGAUUUGGUAGAAAGGGUAAGUUGAGUCCAAGAUAUAUUGGAACUUAUGAAGUUGUUGAGAGGAUUGGUUUAAUAGCUUAUAGUCUCAAGUUACCUUCGGAAAUUGAGCUAAUCCAUGAUGUUUUCCAUGAGUCUAUAUUAAGGAAGUAUCGUUCAAAUGCUUCGUAUAUUUUGCUAGUUGAAGAAAUUGAAGUCCGUGAUGAUCUUUCUUAUGUGGAAGAAUCAGUAGAGACUUUAGAUCAUGAAGUGAAAGUGUUGCGACACAAAAAAGUUUCGUUGGUUAAAUUUUUGUGGUGCAACCACAAAGUGGAAGAGGAUACUUGGGAAACCGAGGAAGUGAUGAAGCAACAAUAUCCUUAUCUAUUUAGCUCAGGCAAUUUCGAGGACGACAUUCUUUUUAGAGGGGGAGAAUUAUAA